AUGGCAUCGAACGAUACCUCAUCAUUGAUGUUGAGAGGAUGGACUUUUGUUGCUGUUUCCGUUGCUGUUGUAUCUGUCAUAGACCGAUUGGCUAUAAAAAGUGAUGGUACGUCAAGAAGCCAGAACGACAAUCGGGAAAUACUGGGCCCGUGGAUUUCAAAGCAGGCUUGGGGAUUCUUUGGAGCACCCUCUGUUCUCUAUGGGCCGCCGGUAACAGCAAAACUCUCGGCUGGCUAUAAGGGUCAAAAUGAGGUCUAUCUAGCACGUAUACCACAUGGCCUUACAGGAUCUUCUGGGUGGUCUACUUUAAUGAACGUCAUCCGCCCUGAACCAUUUUUAUUUCUGGAAAAUGGCAGUGCCACUUCAGAUAGCCUAAGCAUCAAGGCAAAGGCUGGAAUUUCGUGGGAUGCAAUGGCCGAUACUCCACUUGGGCCACUGACCUACCACGAGGGAAAAUACUGUGUUAAGAUCUCACGAGCAACUCUGAUGUCUCUCUUCACCCUAACAAACGCACGACCAAUUUUCAGUUACUCAUCUGCGGCUGGCUAUCGCUCUGCAUAUCCAUCGUAUGGUGGUCAGUGGAGUAUUUCGUGGCCGAUAGGAAGACCAUGUAUAGUUUCACUCGCCCCACACGAUAGCCAUACCGCGGAAACCGACGUUUACCCUCCUGUCUUUCCUGUACGAUUAGACAAGUGCGUUGAAAUGCUAGCUGGAAUUAUCUCUGCGCCAGAUGGAUGGAAGCUUGCAUUUCCGGGGCGAGUCAAGGAGAAAGGUUCAUGGCGGCUUUGUGAAAUCAAAAAGGGGUUUCCCGGAGCUCACGGCAGUCGUCAUCUUUAUAAUAUGAUGGGUGGAAAAGUCUUUGAGGUAGACCUACUUGUUCUACAAAAGUUGCAUGCCGACUUCAAAGAACCGUUGCGCAAGAUACAGGUUCGAACAGUUUCUUCGCCAACGGAAACUUCAGACAUCCAUAUUUUUGAGCACGAAGACAACCUCCUUGCCCACGCCCUUGAUUGCCUUCCGUGGACGUCCUUGUCGUGGUCGAUGCAUCGUGGUAUGCGAGACAUACUUGUAGCUUACGGAAAAUCUGUCAUGGACCAAUAUCGUACGGCUUUUGCGGCAUUUCUACAACAAAACGUAGUCAAUGUGGAAACGACUUUGAUGCGAAAAGGCUGGAACAAGGAAUUCAUUCAUUCCUCCAUGGGUGAUAUGGCUCAAUCAUCAGUCUUGUCUGGUGGAGGUAACAGCGGAGACCUUGUUCGCAUUGUCGUAGGCAUCGUUGAUGCGAUUCUAGAGAUGUCGGGGCCAGGAACGGAUACUGUCAACAAGGAUGAAACUAAAUUCUGGCGCAAAGCAGUUUUGAACAAAAAGCAAAAUGAGUUGCUGAAAUGGGAUCUCUCAAACCAGGAAUUUGUUGGGCUAGCGAAAUUCUUUGUGCUGGAGUGGUCACAAGAGCUCGAUUACCAGCUUUACCACGAGUUGCCUGUUGACCUGUAUCUAGCAUGA
Messenger RNA from Glarea lozoyensis ATCC 20868, 1503 nucleotides. RefSeq lists its product as uncharacterized. The record is from RefSeq and is a predicted model, not a curated record. NCBI's taxonomy places the organism in Eukaryota, Fungi, Ascomycota, Leotiomycetes, Helotiales, Helotiaceae. Bases 1 to 1503 code for a protein of 500 amino acids. The transcript has a single exon.